Messenger RNA from Pestalotiopsis fici W106-1, 1095 nucleotides. RefSeq lists its product as uncharacterized. The transcript has 2 exons. The coding region runs from base 1 to 1095 and encodes 364 amino acids. Lineage: Eukaryota; Fungi; Ascomycota; Sordariomycetes; Amphisphaeriales; Sporocadaceae. The record is from RefSeq and is a predicted model, not a curated record.
AUGGCUUCCAAAUCACCAAAGAACAUCCUCAUCACUGGUGCCACGGGCUUCAUCGGCGGCACGAUACUGACCACGCUCCUCGCUUCAGACUCCCCUGCGCUACAAGCAGCCACCAUUACCUGUCUGGUUCGAGGUGCUGACCGUGCCACGACCCUCACUUCGGCCUAUGGCAGUCGUGUGCGCACCAUCAUCUACAAGGGUCUCGACGAUGUAGAGGCGACCGAGGCCGCGGCGUCUCAGGCUGACGUCGUGAUCGGGGCGACUCUGGGCUUCCACCCAGCAUCAGCACAAGCACUUCUGCGAGGCCUGGCGAAGCGGCGUGCAGCUGCGCAAGGCAAGACGGAUAUCUGGAUGAUUCACCUCUCCGGCGCCUCGAAUUUGUCGGAUCAACCCAUCACGGGAGCGUAUCUCGAGGACCGCACGUUUGACGAUGUCGAGGACGACGUCUAUGGGUACGAGAAGCACCGUGAGGGGCUGCGUCAUUAUCCCCAGCGGGCAACUGAGCUCGGGGUGAUUGACUCGGGUCUGGAGCUUGGAGUCAGGACUGUUGUUAUGAUGCCCCCGACUAUCUACGGGGUGGGCACCGGCCUGUUCAACCGGACCAGCAUCCAGAUCCCCACGUACAUCCGGGCGGUCCUGGAGCUGGGGCACGGCGUAGUAAUUGGCGAUGGUGCGGGCGAGAUCAACCACGUCCACGUCGAGGACCUGGCCGAGCUAUACCGCCUCGUGGUCCUGGACAUACUCGACAACGGGGGAUCCCGUCUGCCCGCGGGCAAAAAGGGCAUCCUCUUCUCGAGUCAUGGGAUACACUCCUGGAUGGAUGUGGCGCGCGGGAUCGCGGAAGCGUGUCAAAGGGCCGGCAAGAUAGAGGAUGCCCAAGUUCGCAGUGUCGGACUCGAGGACGCAGGAACGUACCUCAAGUCGUAUAUGGACCUGGUGGGCGGUGACCUUGUCGAGCUUGAGCUCGGACUGUGCUCCAACUCGCGCACCAGGACAAGUGUGGCUCGGCAGCUGGGCUGGCGGCCUACUCGAGGUGAAGAGGCAUGGAAAAAAUGUUUUGAGGAGGAUCUUCGUGCGGUACUAUGUAGCUCGUGA